Messenger RNA from Trematosphaeria pertusa, 1402 nucleotides. RefSeq lists its product as uncharacterized. Lineage: Eukaryota; Fungi; Ascomycota; Dothideomycetes; Pleosporales; Trematosphaeriaceae. The record is from RefSeq and is a predicted model, not a curated record. The coding region runs from base 298 to 1029 and encodes 243 amino acids. The transcript is spliced from 4 exons.
UGUUCAGGUACCCGAGCCUUGAUAGCGCAUGUUCCUAGUAUUAACUGCGCAUCAGGAUCGCGCGGAGGCCACAUGAUUCGUCUUGGCUACCAGUUCCUAUACUCGGACAAGACGCAGACACGGUACCAGCGAAGCGGGUUACAUGCAUACCCACUAUUCGUAGCCUAAAGGGUCCCAACCCUAAGCCGGACCAUGGGUCAGAACUAUGCAAAGCCCUGCAUCCCCGCCUUGUCUAGAGACGGAUGAGGGGCUCUGUGCUACGGCGAUGGCAGUCAACGAUGGAGCCCUCUUCAUUCGAUGGUCUGCAGGGUGCUGCGCCUACCCGUUAUACUUAGACAGAACCGACUUAAUCCAAUGGCUAUACCAGACUUCGUACAAGAUGAGUAUACGCCUAUAGUGCUUGCUCAAGCCUUCACGUGGAGGUUGCAACAAGCCCAACGGGGAAAUCGGUGCAGCGAUAAUCCUUCCUUGACACGUACAUGUCUAUUGAAUAUACACAGGAUGCACGUUGAGCCUCACUCGCAGCUGCUAACCCACUGGUUCCUGUCACCUUGGUCACCUGGCCGAGCCCAAUCAAACUGCUGCUUGACGAAUCUGCUCGAUGGAUGCCCGGAUUACGGCGACUAUGCUCAUUUGUGGUCAAAUCGCGCACUGCAAACUCACUGGGGGCGACGAUGCCGACUCGAUUUCUAUAAAGUCAGUGCACUGCCAUCGUCUUCAUCACCUGGCAAGCACGCUCCUCAGAAUCAUUUCCCAGGCCGAGGACUCCCUUUCCCAGCACGACCAGUACCCACAGCAUUCCUCCUUGCCCGUUGGAAAAUCCUACUUCGACAUUUGGGGCCCCAAGUCCCUAUCCUUCUCUUCCAAGCGUGGGAGACAACCCUUGCACGCCCAUCACCGCAUGGCGAACCCGGAUCCGAAUCAACCCCAACCCCGCGAUGGAGGUCACAGCCUCCGAGAUCCAGGCAACACUGGGCAUCAGCCCGAACCAAUCCAGCGGUUUCUCUCAAUCCCCUUCCGCGACACUGACCGCAUCCUCUAGCAACGCCCUCUGCCCAGCGAUGACACGUUGGCUAGAUGAGAAGAAAGAAGACGAGCAUUGGAAUGCCGCAGCCCGCUUUUAGGCGUGCACCUCAUCGCUCCUAACGCCGCGUUUAUUUUGAAUUCUGUCACUGUUGUCGGUUUGGCGUUUGGCAAGGCGUGGGCGGUAUCUGAUACCCCUUGAAGUUGACCUCCCACAUUUCCUUUAUUCCUAUCUAGUGCUAUCGCCCCCACCACACCCACGUACCAGCUUCUCACUUCCUCGUUUAUUGCCUUUGGUUUAUUCCCCUCGUUUCGGGUGCUUGCACAGGCACGUUCGGUGUCUCCGAGAGCCUUGUACCAGUACGGCUUCUUCUCGCGC